GUCACACCCGAGUAUAGUGCAAUAAUGGCGUUGAAUAGGUAGGAGCUAGCACUCAAUUAAUUUAUAAUUAAUGAAUUAUCUGUUGCAGUGUUUAGAAAUUUCUUAUCGCAGAAUGUAACAAUCGGAAAAAAUGUUUCGGGGAAAAGGAUGGUUUUCAGGGAAUCUGUGGAAACCCAAAAAUCCGCACUCCAUAGAACAUUUAAAGUACUUGUAUCAUUUGUUCUCCAAAAACCAGGUUGUAACUGAACAGAACAAAGAUUUACUUGUGGAGACGUUAAGAUCUAUUGCUGAAAUAUUGAUUUGGGGUGACCAGAAUGACAGCACCGUCUUUGACUUUUUCCUGGAGAAGAACAUGCUAUCUUUCUUUUUACAAAUCAUGAAACAGAAAUGUGGGCGAUACGUAUGUAUACAGCUUCUACAAACACUGAAUAUUUUGUUUUUGAACAUCCGUAAUGAAACAUCUCUCUAUUAUCUUCUAUCAAAUAACCAUAUUAAUUCCAUAAUAGUCCACAAGUUUGAUUUCUCUGAUGAAGAGGUGAUGGCGUAUUACAUAUCGUUUUUAAAAACCCUAUCUCUGAAGUUGAACACCCAUACUAUUAACUUCUUCUACAAUGAGCAUACCAAUGAUUUUCCAUUGUAUACCGAAGCAAUCAAAUUCUUUAAUCAUAGUGAAAGUAUGGUGUGCAUUGCUGUUCGAACAAUCACACUAAAUGUAUUCAAAGUUCAAGACAAAGCUAUGUUGAAGUUCAUCCGUGACAAAACUGCUGCUCCGUACUUCUCCAACCUGGUGUGGUUUAUAGGAAGCCAUGUGCUAGAACUUGACAUUUGUGUCAGGAGGGAACCAGAGCACCAGAGUCGACUUCCAGAUUUUGUUGCAGAACACCUUGACCAUUUGCACUACCUCAAUGACAUCUUAUGUCUUCAGAUAGAUGAUAUGAAUGAUGUUCUCUCAAACCACUUUCUUAACCGGUUAUUGGUUCCGUUAUAUGUUUACUCUCUCACAAACAGAGGCCAACAUUCCCAAAUAGAGGAUGACAGACCCCACAUUAGUACUGUUGUAUCCUUGUUUUUAUUGUCUCAAGUGUUCCUUAUCAUCUCACAUCAGCCAUUAGUCAGACAAUUGGCAAACAUCAUUUUGAAUAAAGACAUGAAAAUAUUUUCUAGCAAACCUAGAGAUCAAGUGAUGGCUCAUGGGAGUGACACCAGCACUGAACCAGAGUUUGUGGCUCCACAGGAGGCACUAGAGAAUCUUUUAGAAAAUGAGAUGGGUGCCAAGACUACAAUAAUUAAGGAGUCAAGUUCUGUUUCUCUGGACGACCAGACUGUAGAAGCCACCGAAGAAGUUGUGUCACGUCCUUCCUCCCAACAUUUCCUCUCAGAAUGUUCUGGAAAUAAUGACACAAACAACAAAGAUCAAAAAUGUUUAGAAG
This is a messenger RNA of Limulus polyphemus (Atlantic horseshoe crab), 1430 nucleotides long. RefSeq names its product protein CLEC16A-like. Gene Ontology annotation, cellular component: endolysosome membrane; late endosome. The record is from RefSeq and is a predicted model, not a curated record. The annotation marks the transcript as partial. NCBI's taxonomy places the organism in Eukaryota, Metazoa, Arthropoda, Merostomata, Xiphosura, Limulidae. Gene Ontology annotation, biological process: endosomal transport; regulation of autophagosome maturation; endosome to lysosome transport. The transcript has 11 exons.